Messenger RNA from Clupea harengus (Atlantic herring), 4903 nucleotides. RefSeq names its product zinc finger protein 518A (gene znf518a). Lineage: Eukaryota; Metazoa; Chordata; Actinopteri; Clupeiformes; Clupeidae. The record is from RefSeq and is a predicted model, not a curated record.
AACUCAAAAAGACAGGUGCAUUCAAAUUUAGAUGCAUUUAGAAUUAGCCUAUGCUGUUGUAGUUUUAAAAGCAUUUUUUAUCAAAAACAACUCCAAACUGUUGUACCGUAGCCUAUGGGUUUGGUGCAUGAUUAAGGGUAGAAGUAAGAUAAAUGUAAGACAAUGUAUGGCGUAGACCUACAGUCAACGACAUGACCCCAAUGAUAAGUCAUUUCCAAUCCUAAAGCAUUAGCAAACAUACCCCAGACACACUUCUUUGACGUGACGAAGCAUUAUAUGUGCUAAUCGGCUUAUUGUAACAUUGAACGUAUUUAGCAAACGAACCAAUACACAUUUAUGUCUCAGUGCGUUGUCUAUACUUUCCCAUGUACUGGAUUGUUUCUAUCGUGGGAGCCUGUUGAAGCGCCCCAGCUGCGCACACUGAGCUGGCAUAAUACAACUGUUAUAAACUGAGCAGAUAGUUUGAAAGAGGAAGCACGUGUCAUCUGAAUAACAAAUCCCCUUCCGAGUUGUUGGCUGUAGCUACCAAUGCACAUUCAUAACGGGGCUAUUCCUAAAACAACCAAUUGUGGCAUGCAAUGUUAAGGUAGUUUAAAUGGUUGAUGGUGUAACUCGUAGUAAUUCGCGUGCUUCAGUUUUGGGACCUGAAAAGCUUGAGGUUUUACUACACUUGUUUCCCGACUUCAAUCAUCCCCGGAUUGAGGUGUCAUGGCCGCUGUUUACUGAACUGCAAGUUUAGGAAAGAGACUUUUAAAGUUACCAUGGAACAAAACUUCAAACUGGAGAGCCACUACGUUGACAAUGACAAAGGGAACUGGUGCAAAAGACUCCGCUCCAGGAAGAGCACUGCUCAGCGUUCAGGUUUGGAACAAGCUGAUACGACUGAAAACAACAGCUUGCACAAGGGAGAGCAGUCUGAUCGCAAGAUAUCUUCCCCACCGUCCCCCAAAGAACACCAGAAUCAGCGAGCAACAGGCGUGGCCGAGCACACACCCACACCUCAGUGUGAGAGCAGCACAACGUCCAGUGAGCCGAAGACAACUAAAGCAGUUUACAAAGCGAGCUCUCUAUCUGCUCCCCCUGGUGACGGCUUUGAUAUUCCACCCAGUGGUCCCUCCCUGCCUCAGGGGCAUCAGGUUUACGAAGACAUCAAGCACACACCCCCGCAGGUGACUAAAAACCUCAAUGCCCCUCACAGCCUCAACGGAGUGUUUACCUGUGUGAGGUGUAAGCUCUACACAAAAGAUGUAGGGACUUUUUUGCGGCACACACAUGAUGUCAAGCAUGAGCCGCCGCUGCCUGAGGACACCAAAGAUGGGCGCACGAGCCAAAGCGGCGAUUUAAGCAGUUAUCUCUCCCUCGCCUCGACAACAGGGUUUCCCCUCAAGUAUGAGUUUGAUCAGAAGCCGCCCCAGAAUGAUUACCUUAAGCACAUGGCAGCUGUCACCAGGAAAGGAAAAGAAAGAAAGUACUUCUGGAGGAAUAAGGAAAUUCAGCCAAAGGUGGAAGAUGAUGAAUCAGAGGGACUUAAGCUUCAUCUGACAAAGCACCCAGUAGAAUCAAACUCCUGGAUGGCUCGGGGGUUUCUCUCUCUGUCUGGGGAGGGGAUGCUGGAUGAACAUGGCCUUCUGCUGAAACCAGAAAAGACUCUAGAGGCCACCAACCAGUAUCUUGAGAGGAGGAAUAUGUCGGCCGAAAAAAGUGGCAAGAAGUUUAUGAUAAAAGAAGAACUAAAAAACAACAGCCGACCCGCUACCCCAGUCUCACUGCUGUUACCAAAAAAUGGCACGCCGUUGCCUUCCGAAGCUAUUAACCCCAGCAAUAACGAGCUGGCUGUUCUCAUGGAAAGGAAUAAUAUUUCCAUCCCUCCCAAUUGCACCACGGAAGUUCAGGGGUUCAAGAUGGUGGAUGGCAAAAAACAUUUGGUGCUGAAAGUCAUACCGGCAGCAAAGCAAGAAAUCACAGAUGCAGUUGAGCCAGCACCAUGUCCCACUGAACACGUUAUGAGCAACACUAUAACUGAGCCUCAACAUUUCGUCCAAACUGAUCCAUCCUGCUCUGUAAAAGACCACCAGAAAUACAACGGGAAUUCAGCACACAGUGCAAUCAGCACAGAUUCUCCGCUGUUAGGAACCGAGGAUGCAAACCGUAGUCCCUUGGAACUUGCACACGUUCAAUGUGAAGACCAGGGUUUCUGUGAUGGACCAAAUCAGGGAUGUGAUGACAAUCCCUGUCCUAAUCUAGAUGUGGAUGAGGAUAGUCACGAAGCAGGUGACGAUAUGCAGAACUCAGUGCAGGAGGCGAUGAAGCAACAGCUGUCAAAAGAGACACUCCUCAAGCCUGUCAAGGCACACACAGUCUCGGAGAGCACCUGUGGUCUGCUGCACGAGACCAACCAGGCCUCAGUGGAUGAAACACAAGCUACCAUAGACGUGAUUGAUGAGUCAGUGGAUGAAACACAAGCUACCAUAGACGUGAUUGAUGAGUGUCUGUCCCCAGCUCCAGAAGGGGAUUCCAUCUCAGAAUCCGAUGGAGGGUUUUCAAAUUCACAAUCUCCUCCAAAGCCCGACACACUUCCUGCCUCUCCCCCCUGGCCGCGGGGGGACGGAAAAGAACAUUCCCAUACCGAUGACGGCACAAGCAUUAUGGACACAGGGGAAUCUCACGUCCCGGAAAAUAACGCAGAUGGUUCUGAGGUCUCUGGAACAGCUGAGUCAGUAAAACCGCUGCAGGGCUCGGAUCUUUCUAUUCAAACCACCUGCCCUCAGAACAGUGAGACACCAUGUUCUGUAUCGUCUCCUGAUGUCAUAGCAGAGCCUAUUACUGCACUGAGAAUCGUACAUCCUCUUACUUGCACUCAAGAUUCAGUGGAAAAAACUGGCUCACAGGAGUUGUCCCCCCUAAGGACGGAAAAGCCAGUAAAUAACAAGAGACCCAGGGAACCAUCCCCAGAUCGCUCCGAAGAGGGACUAGUAUGCAAAUCCAGGAAGGACGUGGACUCAGAGCAGGGUGCAGGUUCUCCCGCGGAGGCUGGUUGCUGGGAGCCGUCUCCUCGUCACGUGGAGAAGACCCUCCGGCUCUUCCCCUUCAGCUGCAUCCAGCUCAUAAAGAGGCCGCAAGGAGACCAGCCCGUCGUCGUGCUCAACCAUCCCGACGCGGACAUCCCAGAGGUGGCCAACAUCAUGCGAGUUGUCCACAAGUACGGCGAGGAGGUCCAGAAAGUGGUGCUGUCUCAGAGGACGCUGAGGGCCCUCUCGGACUCCGAGCGCAACAGACCCUCGCCCACAUCCACGUCCAUCGGUGCCUCUCUCUCCCCUCGUCGGAUUGAUCCCAGCAAGACGGUCAAGGAGAGGUUCUUGCUGAAGCUGAAGCUGAGGAGGUCGGGCCAGAAUGCGUACCAGGUGGUAAGCACAGGGAGGCAUAUGUCUUUUCGGUGUUGGUUUUGUGGCCGCAUGUUCACCAAACAGGAGGAUUUCAUCUGCCACGGCCAGAGGCAUCUAAUGGAAGCCACCGGUGAUUGGAACAGCUGGUUUAAGAGCUAAUGAAAGAACAUAAGCUUGAGCUUGUUCCCCCCAUUUGAUGUUGGUCCGUUAUGUUAAUCCAGAAACCUCAGGAUGAUUACACGUAAUGGAACAGUGUGGGAAAACCAUAUAGUUUCAGUUACUUGGGAGAUGGAGACUGGUGCCCUAUAGUCAGGUAGUCUGUCCUACCUCGUCAUAGUUCUCAAAACCUUGUAAAACUGAAGAGAACUUAAAAUGUCACUUGAAUUUGCUUUGGCUAAUGAAUCUCCUUAUUUAUACCACAAACACAAACGUUGCUCAAGUUUUGUGGUACACCAAUUGUAUUUGCUUGAUUUAAUUUAUUGUCGUAAGCCAUUGACUACUUUUAUGUCAUUUUGUGCCGUUCUGCUUUGUCUUUACACUCAGGAAGCCAUGAAAAGGGCAACACACUGUAGUCACAUCGUUACACAAUCCCAGUCAAUGAGGCCUCACUCAGUCAUGCUAAUUGAAAUCCCCUAAAACACUGGUGCUGGAAAUACACCAUCAUGUUAACAGACUGUUCAUAUUGCAUAUGUGUAUGUGUCGUUUAUUUUUUUAAUUCUUUCUCUUCUGUAAAAUAGUUUUAUUUCCACAUUUACAAAAUACUGAGCUUUAAUCAAGUAGGUAGUAAUAACUAUUAGGCCAGAGGUCUAUGGUGCAUUAUGAGUAAUUGACAAUCAGCUAAAUAUUAGCAUUUAAUUUAUGAUGCAAAAAAAAAAAAAAUCACAAAAUGAAACUACUAACUACAAAUGCUCUGGAGAUGAUGAUCUUGAGGAGAUUGUUGUGCUUAAGCAUAAAGAAACCUGGAAUGUUUUUUGUCACCUCCAGCAGAUAACUAAAUGUUGUUCUAUGACCAAAGUCUAUGUUUAGAUCACAUUGAUAAUGCAAUAGGUGAAAUAUCUUCAGGGAACACCUUCCAAGUAGCUGGAUGUGAUUAAUCCAUAGCUCUUCCCUCUUUGACUUGAAGACGACGUAUUUAUUUUUGCACUCUGAUAAUUGCAGCACUUUUGAAUAGGCUGAAAGUCUUGCCAUGCAUGACCUUAUUCAGAUGUGAAAUUUAGAUUCAAAGAUCUAUUAUGUUGACAAGUGAGCCAUGUAGCAGCAGAAGCUUUAUAUUAUUAUCUGUACAACAGAAAAUGACAGUCCAUGCACUGAAGAACCUUUUGCACUGAGGAACGCUCUUGACACUCUUCUGUCCAUAACGCUGUAUGAUUUGGUCAACAGCUGUCCACUGUUGAGGGGAUCUAAGAGGUCUUUUUGAAGUGCCUGAAAUAGACUGAACUCAGUGAUUCUUCUUUGUACCAUCCUCUUAUGUCAUGCUGUUUCUGGGCAUUAAAGUGCUGUAAUAAAUUUUGUAAAUCUUA